Molecule: messenger RNA, 2592 nt
Organism: Helianthus annuus (common sunflower)
Lineage: Eukaryota; Viridiplantae; Streptophyta; Magnoliopsida; Asterales; Asteraceae
Product: inositol-pentakisphosphate 2-kinase
Exons: 10
Coding region: 191-1588 (465 amino acids)
Biological process (GO): inositol phosphate biosynthetic process
Cellular component (GO): nucleus
Molecular function (GO): ATP binding; inositol-1,3,4,5,6-pentakisphosphate 2-kinase activity
Source: RefSeq, a predicted model, not a curated record
GGGGAUUCGUGUAUAGUAUAGCAGUCGAGUGGGAGCUAGGGUUUUAAGCUCUGUACACUCGACCUUUUCCCCCAUUGCGCUACAUUCAAAUUCCUCAAAUAUAAACAACGACUCCUGUACGUCAUCGUAUCUCUUUCGUAAUCGGAACCUUCAUGCACGUGUAACAGUGAUUAUACAUUUGUGCAGUCGAAUGGCGGAACUGAUUCUAGAGGCAAAAGAUGCAGGUGACUGGAUUUACAGAGGAGAAGGAGCUGCAAAUCUCAUUCUCUCCUAUACUGGAUCAUCUUCUUCUUUUGUUGGAAAAGUGUUAAGGGUACAAAAAGUUAAGAAAAAUGGUAUCAGCUGUGAGGAACUUUCUUCAGUUUUAUCUGUACAUGAGUGCCUCCUAUGGAAAGAAGAUUGUGACCUCUUAUCGGCUCCAACAAGGGAAAUUGCAGAACAUGUUUACGUGCAGCAUGUAAUGCGUCCAUUGUUAGGUUCCGAUCAUGUUGAUGCUGGGGUUCGUGUUCUUGUAUCAAGGGACUUCCUUGAAGCCUUGGGGAAGAAUAUUCUUUCUCAGCGUCCUUCAUGGAGAGUUAAUGACGCAGAUGUCAAUACGCAGUGUGAUUACGCGCUACUUAUAUCUGAUCAUUCAGUUUUUCCUCAGGCUCUUCAUGAUGGGGAGCUUUCUAUAUCUGUAGAGAUAAAGCCUAAGUGUGGAUUUCUUCCAUGUUCACGAUAUAUUCCAGAAGAACAUGCAAUCAAAAGGAGUAUGACCCGUUUCAAGCUACACCAGAGCCUCAAAUUGCAACGAAAGAAGAUACCACAGUUAAGUCAAUACGACCCGUUAGACAUGUUCUCCGGAUCCAAGGAAAGAAUAUUAAAAUCAAUUAAAGACCUCUUCUCUACCCCCCAAAACAAUUUCCGCGUGUUUUUGAACGGUUCGCUUGUGUUUGGGAGCUUAGGUGGUGGGAAAUACAUAACUAACGUUCACCAUGAUAAAGCUUUUGAAGACGAACUGAAGUCCGUUAUCGAAGCUGACGAUGGCACACGUACAACUUGCUUUUUGGAACUUGUUUCCGAGGCCGUUUCUAGAUCAGGAUUGUUAAAUCGGCUUCUUGAAGUUCAAAAACUUGAUGUUUUCGACAUAGAAGGGGCGAUACAUGCGUAUUAUGAUGUCGUUUCUCAGCCGUGUGUGAUUUGUAAAAAGUUAGGUGAAGAUAAGUUAUCAGGUAGAUACAGUUCUGUGCACUCGUUACCGUUGGAUGGAAGUUUGAAGAUUGUGAGAGAGUAUUUGAUUUCUGCGACUGCGAAAGAUUUGAGUCUCAUGAUUAGUUUUCGAACAAGGGAAAAGGGGGAUCCGAAAUCUCCGUAUAACGUUAUUUAUCAUGAAUCUACUGGCCAAAGGUUUGAUUAUAAGGUAUCUUUUAUUGACCUUGAUAUGAAACCUUUGGAAAAGAUGAUAUAUUAUUACGAGCUAGACCAAAAAAUACUCCGUUGCUAUACAAAGAUGAUGGAAAUGAUAAAGCCGCCUGAAAACUCUGUAAAACAUGAAGAAAAAACUUCAUAUCAAGAGAAGUCCAUUGUUGAAGAUGUUAAUGGAGCAUAAGAGGAGACAUGGACCAAAGGGACUGAACGGAAGCUCUCAACACUACACGGGAGUGUGAUGCAUCGGCUACUUGGUGUGCCAACACAAGGAAGGAGACAUGAUCAAGACACACGUGGAAAUUGCUGCAUAACAUGCGUUGUCAUCGUCAUCACGUAGUGACUGAUUAUGCUUAAAGAAAUAUUGGGCUGGUUUAAAAAGCGGCAACACUUAUAAAAGGUCAAAUGAAAAAAAAAAAAACUAUGAGCAGAGUAAGCAAAGGUACCUAUUUCCUCGAAUUUUGAUUUGCUAAAGGAGUUGCUACUAAGUAUUAACGGGGCCAGAUUUUCAACGCAAAGAAAGCAAAUCGUUAGUGCUAUUUUGUGUAUGACAUGUUGGAGACUGUGGCAGUGCUGGAACGACAAAGUUUUCAAAGGCGUCGUCACUAGCUCAUCCCUCAAAAUGGUGGAAGAAAUAAAGGAGGCUUCAUACGAUUGGCUGCAGCACAGAACAAAGUUCAAUUUUCUGUUGUAAUCCUAUUGUUUUGCUGGAUGUGUUGAUUGUCACUGCUGGAUGCUGGUCCUCCUUAGUUCCUUGCUAGAGUGGUCAGUUUUUUUGUAUUGGUAAUAAAGUUUGUUUCGUUUGACUGUUUAAAAAAACCCUUGGCUAAAAGGGAAACGGGUCUAAAAUCACCAAAACUGAUUUGGUCAAUCCCAACCGGCCGCCCAACCAUUUUGCCACCUGUGAACCUGGAAUGGCCAAAGAGGAUAUAUUUUGAACUGUGCUUGCAUUUUGCACAGGAAAUUGACUCUUCCAACUGAAGAUUCUAGCAAGUUGUCCUGAGUCUAUUUUGACAUGUUUGACAUUUCACCAAGUUUAAAAGUGAUGAUGUGUACUCAAAUUUCUCAAUGCAUAUUCUGAGUUACCAAUUCUUUUGAGAGGAAAAGUUUAGGUGGUUGUCCUGUACACUAAAACCUAGUACGUAUAUGUUUUUUUAAACCUACUUAAUGUAUGUACUUUUUUUUGAA